This is a messenger RNA of Diospyros lotus (date-plum), 4730 nucleotides long. RefSeq names its product SNF2 domain-containing protein CLASSY 4-like. Lineage: Eukaryota; Viridiplantae; Streptophyta; Magnoliopsida; Ericales; Ebenaceae. The record is from RefSeq and is a predicted model, not a curated record. Gene Ontology annotation, molecular function: ATP binding; ATP-dependent chromatin remodeler activity. Gene Ontology annotation, biological process: gene silencing by siRNA-directed DNA methylation. The coding region runs from base 828 to 4403 and encodes 1191 amino acids. The transcript has 5 exons.
GUUUAGAUGAUUCAUUGGGUUCCAUUGGCACUAACAGUAAUGACACAAAUGAUGGAAAUUUUGAAAUGGAAAGCUCUCGUUCCUUCUUUGAAGUGGAUAAAUCCAGCUACUUUGCUGUGAGAGGCAGUGAAUUGGGUAUUUUAUUUUGUUAUGGUUGUUUGCUUCUUUUUGAUUACUGAAAGAUAUGUACGACAACUUGUUUCGUUUUUGUGUCCUGAAAAAACAAAUGGUAAUGGAGAUAGAUCAAGUAUUUUCUUAGUGCUGCAAGAGUUUGAAACAAAACUCAAAUUAGCUUGUAGCUCCCAAGUGAAGCUAUUCAAAAUUUGCAAAACUAUUUUUACAUCCCUAGUGAUCCUGAAGUUCUGCUUUGCACACAAAAAAGGGGGCAAUGGCAGCAUUUUCAAUAUUGUAGUCUUUAUUAAAUAUGUUCUUGAUGUCUGCAGCUGAGUCUCAAUUUGCUAUGAAGGAUCUUGUAUUAAUGUUUUAUCUUGCAUUCUGUGCUUUGAAUGAUAAGGCAGGAAAGGCUGAUGCUGAACUGGAUGUUGAUGCCAGGAGUAAAUGUCAGAUUUGAAUCUUUAGGUCCAAAUGCUAGCCAAAUCAGUUUUUUUUUCUCUUUUUGGGAAGUAUAAUCUCAUUUUUUUCUGACCAUCUAAUGGAAGAAUGUUAAUCUGAUCAUUAGUAAGCCGUGCUUUGAGAAUCCAGAAAAAAGUUCAUAUGUUGGAUUCAUAUCUGAUGACAUUGUAAUAAUGAAGGGUUUGCAGGGAUUUAAAAGCUACUUUCCAAGAAGAGCAUUCUGCAUAUGUUUCUGCUGAAUGAGGUGAAAGAAUAUGUGGAGAAUGAUGUCUGCAUCAAUCUACCCAAUAAUAGGAACUGGUGAUCAGUCAAUGACUUCUAGGGAAACCAUGGAUGAUGAUUCAACCAAAAAAGAUUUUGUCAAAGAAGAGAGUUUUGAAGCAGGCUUGCUGUUAAAAUUGAAUUCAGGCUCUUCAGUUGAACCUAUAACUAUCAGUUCAGAUGGGGAGGAAGAUAUGCCAUUGGGUCCUGGAAGUAGGAAAAGUGAACUGGACAUUGAUCAUGGCAUUUCUUUCCACACGCAUUUGAAAGCAGGAUCUAGAAAGAAGCCUUCAGAGAUUGGUAGAACUGUCUCCGUUAGUGACUUGGAUCAAUCAAUGAUGUCUAGUGAAAACAAUGAUGAUGAUUCAAGCAAUGAAGAUUUUGACAAAGAAAAGAGCUUUGAAUCAGGGUGGCAAGUAAAAUCUAAAGGUUCAACUGAACCCAUAACCAUCAUUUCAGAUGGUGGGGAAGAGAUGCCAUUUAGUCCUGGAAGCUGGGAAAGUGAACUGGAAGUUGAUGCUGGAGUAGAAGAUAGCAGUACUUUCUGGGCAAAUUUGAAAGCAGGAUCUAGAAAGAAGCCUCCAGAGACUACUAGAACUGCUUCCAUUAGUGACUUGGAUCCAUCAAUUACUUCCAGUGAAACUAAUUAUGAUGAUUCAAGUGACAAAGAUUUUGAGGUCUUGUCCAGUGGGAUGGAGGAGUCAAGCGCUUACUUGGAGGAGGUUGAUGAACAAGAACAGGAUGGUAACAUUAACAGCAGUGAUGAAGAAAGCAAUGACCAUUAUGUAAACAGAAAAGAAUUCCCUAAUAAGAAUUGUUAUCAGAUAAGGCUUAGGUCAACUCAGCGGCAUGUGGAGCAAAGACAUGUUUUGAAAGAAGAAAAUGGUGGCAUCGAAACUAAUUUAUACAAUUGUAGAACUGAUAAAGAAAAGUGUAGUGAAGAGAAAAACGCAGAACUGAGGGGGGUAAGAAAGUCCAGUAAUAGAAAACAAGCUACUGUCCAGAAAACAAGCUACUGUCCAGAAAAGUGUAGUGAAGAGAAAAACGCAGAACUGAAUGAUGAUAGCAAAAUCCAUGGCACCAAAAAGGAAGGAUAUAGUGAUGAGAAGGUGGAUGAGAAAAGUGGGGAAAUGGGAGAGCCCAUAAACAGAAAGAGUCCUGUGGCUUCAAAAGGUCAUGGAAUAUUCAGGACUUUUCUUGAUUCUAUUUUGGACAAAAAUAAUGCACUUGAAGAUGAGGUAUCUGAACAAGUUAAGAGUUCGUCUUUGGUGGAGUACACACUUCCUUUGAAGUUUAAAUAUGAGUUUGAGGAACCUGAGCUGGUGGAGAAAUCAGACCUUGAUAAACUGACAGAUGAUUUGUUUGCCGAGAUGGAAUUUGCUCAGAGGUGUGAGGAAAUGGGUUCCUGUCCUCCUGCGGGCUACCUCACCAGCUGCAGGUGGAUUAUCCUGUUAAACCAGGUUGACAAUAUUUGCCCAGAAGCUGGAAGAAAUCAAACCAUUCUUUGCCAUAAAGGGAAGCACAAUUUUGUCCUUGAUGAGGAGAUUGGGAUUAGGUGUAGUAUUUGUUCUUAUGUGGAGCUUGAGAUCAAAUAUGUAAUGCCGUCAUUUGGUAAAAAUUUAUUUGCUUGUGAAACAUCAAAGAGAGAAUACCCGUUUGCACACAAGGAAAUCCCUGUGUUUGAUGGAUUUAAUUUUGAAAGUUCACAUGCUAAUCUACUGGACCCUUGCAAUCAUGUCAGAGGCACAGUUUGGGACAUCAUACCUGGCAUAAAAGAGAGCAUGUAUCCUCACCAAAUAGAGGGUUUUGAGUUCUUAUGGAGGAAUUUAGCGGGAACUACCUACCUCAGUGAAUUGAGAAACACUGAUUCAAAUGGAGUCGGAGGCUGCAUUAUUUCACAUGCCCCUGGAACUGGCAAGAGCCGCUUGACCAUUGUAUUUAUUGAAACAUUUCUGAAUUUAUUUCCGAACUGUCGUCCAAUCAUUAUUGCUCCAGUUGGCAUGCUGUUGACAUGGGAAGAAGAAUUCAGGAAAUGGGAAGUAAAAUUUCCCUUCCACAACCUAAACAAUUUGGAAUUAUCAGGCAAGGAAGAUGAGACGUCUAUUGAAAUACUCUCAAAAAGCCAGUUUCAGAGCAAAGAUGCUGUACGGAUGGUAAAGAUGCAUUCGUGGAGUAACGGAAAAAGCAUACUAGGCAUCAGCUAUCAUUUGUUUAAUAAGCUUGCUGGUGAAAAUUUUGUGAAAGCUGAGGGAAAGAAUAAAUGGUCAAAGCUAGUUAUUGACAAGGAAGAUGAAUUGAUUCGUCAGGAUAAGGAGGGUGAAUUGCUUGGGAAGAUACUACUGGAGUCGCCAGGUCUGGUAUUUCUUGAUGAAGGACACACACCACGUAACCACCGGAGUCGAAUUUGGAAAACUCUCUUGAAACUUAAAACAAAAAGGCGGAUCAUCCUUUCAGGCACCCCUUUCCAAAACAAUUUUGGCGAGCUCUUCAAUACUUUACGUCUAGUAAGACCAGCUGUUGCAGACGUGUUUGCCAAACAAAAAGCAUUUGCAGACAUGAAUCUAUCAGGAGGAAGGGGAUAUUACGGAAAGCAGUUGACAGGACAAGUGUCUUCUGUGUCUGUUUCAAGUGGGAAAGAAGUUGAUGAUGCAAUUAAGAAGCUUAAAGCAACCAUAUCUCCAUUUGUUCAUGUUCACAAAGGUAGCAUUCUUUGGCGCAGUCUUCCUGGCUUGAGAGAGUGUGCAAUUCUUUUAAAUCCACCCCAACUGCAGAUGGAACUUAUUAGAACUUUUCAAGCUCCAGAAAGCACCUUUGAGUUUGAGCAUAAGGUCGCAUUAGUUUCUGCACACCCAUAUUUGCUCCUGCAUUGUAAAGACAGGUCUGUUAUUGAUCGUGAUGCGCUAGAGCUGUACAGGCUUAACCCUGACCUAGGUGUCAAAACAAAGUUUAUAAUGGAACUCGUACGCCUCAGUGUGGCUAUGAAAGAGAAAGUUCUUAUUUUUAGUCAGUAUAUUGACACUCUGGAGUUAAUCAAGGACCAGCUCGAAGCAAUUUUUAAUUGGCAUGAGGGAAAGGAACUUCUGCAAAUACAGGGCUCAGUGGAACAGAAAUAUCGGCAAAAAUUUAUUGGCAUUUUCAAUGACACAAAGAGUGAAGCAAAAGUAAUGUUGGCAUCAACAAAAUGCUGUUCUGAAGGGAUAAGUUUAGUUGGAGCUUCAAGAGUUGUUCUUAUAGAUGUUGUUUGGAAUCCAUCUGUGGAGAGGCAAGCCAUAAGUCGGGCUUAUAGACUCGGCCAAAAGAAGGUUGUUUACACAUAUAACCUUCUCACAUCUGGGACAACAGAGGGGGAGAAAUACUGUAGACAAUCUCAAAAGAACCUUCUAUCUGAGUUGGUUUUCUCCUCCACCAACAAAGAAAGAGAACCAAAUAAUUGUCCUACAACCUUUAGUGAUGUCAUCUUGGAGGAGAUGGUUGCACAUGGAAAGCUCAAAGAUAUGUUUGAGAAGAUCAUUUACCAACCAAAAGAGACAAACUUAGUGGGAAAUUUUAGCUUAGCUACCAAUUGGUAGAUAAUUGUGAAUAUGGGUACUUUUGACAUACAGCCUUUAGGGUUCUAAUCCUUGUUUUUAAGGACCUGGUGCUUUUGCAUAUCUUCAGACAAUUUAGGUGAUCUCAAAAUAAUAUAGGUACUCUUGACAUACAGCAUUAUUGGGCUGUAACCCUUGUUCUUUGACCUUUACAGAACUCAAGAAAGUGAUCAGAACUGAAUUGAUUUUGUUUUUGCCGUUCAUAUGGAAUGGGUUUAAGUCUGUGCAAUUAUUACUCAGAAAGACAAAAUGUGAUUGCUACUGCAACAUCCUGAAGGAUAACUGAUAACACUAGGAUAUCUGCACUUC